Messenger RNA from Aspergillus pseudotamarii, 1710 nucleotides. Its product is annotated as Zn(II)2Cys6 transcription factor. The record is from RefSeq and is a predicted model, not a curated record. The transcript is spliced from 2 exons. Gene Ontology annotation, molecular function: DNA binding; DNA-binding transcription factor activity, RNA polymerase II-specific; zinc ion binding. NCBI's taxonomy places the organism in Eukaryota, Fungi, Ascomycota, Eurotiomycetes, Eurotiales, Aspergillaceae. Gene Ontology annotation, biological process: regulation of DNA-templated transcription; DNA-templated transcription. The coding region runs from base 111 to 1673 and encodes 520 amino acids.
GGUGAACAUGCCCAAGUAACCGGACACUCCAUGCGCCCACUACAAUGUCUUAGGCAAGAUCUGGUCUGUCCACUGGAGGAUCGAAACCAUCUUCGGCCAGUAAUCCCGCCAUGGUGAGACGACGGGCUUGCGAUGGCUGCUCUCUCCGUAAAACCCGGUGCAGCGGCGGACAGCCUUGUCAACCCUGUGUCCACUCUGGAUUUGAAUGCUCCUACCUGAAACCAAUGGCAAAGCCCGGACCGAAAGGUCCACGUGCUGGGACCUACACACAGCUCAACAAGCGCCUGCAGAGCCUACGAGAGCGAGCUGGCCGUUGUGCAACCGAAACCGCAUCACCCGCCAAUGCAAGAGCAGGAUGCGCGGAAGUGACCGACUCAUCCAGGGUGGCACUAACUUGUGAUGUGGCCGGUACCGAACAGAUGCCGCUACUGACUGAUGGAUGGCCAUCGCACCUGUCCCUGGCAGAUGUCGUAGCUCACUUGCAAACUUACGAGCAGAGGAUGUAUCCCGUCUGGCCGGUGGUGGACACUACUCGCCUUCGCAACUCCCUCAUCCUGAACGUGAAUAAUUUUGAACUACGCGCCUUAGCCUUUGCGGUAUGCGCCGCGACUUGCGCGCAGUUGCAGUGUCACUCGGACAACCAUGCGACGCAAGGAAGUGCGGAGGCAAAGUGCGCUAUGGCGGAUGACUUUGCGAAAGAAUCAGAUCAUUGCCGCACGAUGUAUGAUUACCGGGAAAGUGGGACUUUUGAGGCAGUACUCGUGCCGCUGUUCCUUCACUUUUACUACGGUGCGAAGAAAAAGAUACCGACCGCUUCGCUCUUGCUCCGAGAGUCGGUGACAUCGUGUCAGCUUCAGGGGUUGGAUAAAGAAGAGACCUAUCAAGAUGUAGCCCCGGAAGAUGAGCGGUAUAGGCGAAGGGCGUUCUGGCUCCUCUAUGUGACCGAACGGGGUCACGCCAUACAGCAUGGAAUUAAUACCUGUCUACAAGACUCCAUACGGCCGCCAACGCGCGAUGGUUCGGACGAACUCCACCUUGUCGAAGCCUUUGACCGUCUGGUGGGUCUCUUUAUUGCCGUGGAAGGCGUCCUUCUCGAUCGCGGUAGCUCCAGGGCCAUCGUGUGUAGUAAGGAGACGCUGUGUCGGCUACAAAGCCAACUCCGGCAGCACCUCCAGUGGCCUACGGCAUACCAUGCAUUACAGAGAACGGAUAUUGCUAUUACCCAACAGUGGCUCCGCGUCCUACUGUGGCAGCUGUCUUUAAAGAAUAUUUUCCUCUCGAGCGCUGCGGCUGAUGACAGUAUGAGAUUGACCUACCCGGUGCAUGUGGCCAGAGACGCGAUCGUGCUCAUCUCCAACGUGCCCCAGGAGACUUUUAUAGCACAUGGUCCCGGGAUGGCCAUCAAACUCUUCGAGAUCACAAGUACCCUCCUGGAUGUGAUUCACUGUGUUCCCUCCCUCUUGCACCAUAAUUCAGUGGGAACGCACGAUAUUCUCCACCAUUUAUGUUAUUUACUGUCCUCGCUGAGCCACAGACCAUAUGGCCUCGAGGUACUGCAGAGAAAAUUGCAUGAAUUAGGCAUUCCAUAUCGCCGUAUUCGUGCGCUGUCUCCGGCGGACCGUGGGGGUUCCCCCGUCAUCGAACCACUUGAUGAAGAAAGAUUAGAUGCAUAGUGAACUGUGGCCGGCCGAAGUUCUUCGUGGUCACGUU